AUGUCUUCAGACUAUGAUGCACCCGAUAUUGACAUCGACAAUGUGAAAUUUGUUGGGGUCAUUAAAGAGACCGAAAAUGGAUUUCUGUGCCGAGCCCGCUGGCAAGACAAAGACUGCGUGCUCAAAGUGUUCCCUCCUUAUAAAUGGGACAGGUGCCACCCAAAAUCCCGUUCUAUGGAUCUUUUCAAAAAUGAGAGCCGCGCAUAUAGUCGAUUGAAGGCCCGAGGCUUCUGUGAACGGGAAGCUGUGCCUGAUUUCUAUGGGGUCGUUGAGAAUCUUGACCCUGAGGCGAAAGGCUGGCAACCACGGCUCAAGGAAUUCUAUGACAAAACUUUUCCUCGGGGUCUUGAUCCCAAGGCUCGCCCAAAUGGUGUCCUGAUGGAAUAUAUCCAUGAUGUGAACAUGUUUGAUAUCUCUAACUAUACAGAGCAAAGAGCUCGCAAACUCCACCAGCUCCUAAUUGAAAUUCACGAGGCUGGGAUUGUACACCUUGAUCUCUAUCCUCGAAACAUGUUGAUUCAGGGUGAUUCUGAUCGGGUACUCUUGAUCGACUAUGAACUUGCCCAGAUAUUUGACCCAAAGCACCCAGAGCAGCCCAGAUUUUUUAACCGGGAAAGAGCAUUGAUGGAUGACUUUGUGGAAGCGCUGGUAAUUUUGCCAGUCGCAGUCUGA
Penicillium samsonianum is the source of this 672-nucleotide messenger RNA. RefSeq lists its product as uncharacterized. Gene Ontology annotation, molecular function: ATP binding; protein kinase activity. Bases 1 to 672 code for a protein of 223 amino acids. Lineage: Eukaryota; Fungi; Ascomycota; Eurotiomycetes; Eurotiales; Aspergillaceae. The record is from RefSeq and is a predicted model, not a curated record. The transcript is spliced from 2 exons. Gene Ontology annotation, biological process: protein phosphorylation.